AUGUUAAAAGCAGAAAGUAUUAAAAACGUCACGAAAAUUAAGUACAUAAAUGCAUGUAAGGCUGACUGGUUGCAGUAUAAGACACGUAUAAAGAGAAAGCUUGAAGGCUUUAUAUUACCAGAUGACCACCAGUCUGCGUACGACGCUUUGAUCGAUAUUAUUGACGAGGCAACUAAUAAGAGUAUCCCGUUUAUAAAAAUAUGUGAAAAUCCUCUUCGCCAACAAAGGUUCACUCCUAGACCAUAUUGGAAUCCGGAUAUCUUAAAAGCUGUAGCGGAACGACGUCGGGCACUUGCUGUUUUUAGAAGAAACCACACAAAACAAGGUCAGUCUUUGUGCGCCAUUGCGCCAUCUUGUGCAUUAAUUUUCUUUAUUAAUGUGGUGCCAUCAAAUGCUCAAAACGAGGAGGCGGAUCAGCCAGAGCUGCUGUACGACGUGCGCGCCAACUUUACGCUGCGCUGCGAGCUGCCCAAUGAUAACAGUUUGGCCUACGUAUGGACGAAGAACGAUACGAAUGUUGAGGAGAUAUGGGAUCUGAAGGACCGGUACAAGUUGGAGCACGGUGGUGCAGAGUUCAUUAUUCCCAGAAGUGUAGAAGAUGACUUCGGUAACUACACGUGCGGCCUCAGUGGCACCGAAGCUGUUCAGCGUUGGGCAGUUCGCGGUCGCGCCUUCACCAAGCUGCCGGCCAACACUAACGUCGUGGAGGGUCAGAAGCUCAAGCUGCAGUGCAAGGUUAUAGGCAAGCCGUACCCGCGCGUGCUGUGGACGUACAGCAACGCGUCUGAGGGCGAGAACGCGAGCGACGUGCGCCAGGCGCUGGGCGAGCGCGUGACGCUGCGGCGCAGCGCGCAGGGCGUGGAGGACGGCGAGCUGCUGCUGGACGCCGCGCUGCGCUCGGACGCCGGCCUCUACUCCUGCACUGCGCCCGUGGGGCCCGCCGGCGCCGCCAACGUAGCCACCACCACGCUGCGCGUCAAGGACAUGUACGCGGCGCUGUGGCCCUUCCUCGGCAUCUGCGCCGAGGUGUUCAUCCUGUGCGCCAUCAUCCUGGUGUACGAGAAGCGCCGCACCAAGCCCGACCUCGACGACUCCGACACCGACAACCACGACCAGAAGAAGUCGUAA
Molecule: messenger RNA, 1128 nt
Organism: Parnassius apollo (apollo)
Lineage: Eukaryota; Metazoa; Arthropoda; Insecta; Lepidoptera; Papilionidae
Source: the annotation of a GenBank genome assembly